Patiria miniata (bat star) is the source of this 9294-nucleotide messenger RNA. RefSeq names its product Fanconi anemia group J protein homolog. Gene Ontology annotation, cellular component: nucleus. The transcript is spliced from 33 exons. Gene Ontology annotation, molecular function: DNA helicase activity; hydrolase activity, acting on acid anhydrides, in phosphorus-containing anhydrides; ATP binding. Gene Ontology annotation, biological process: nucleotide-excision repair; double-strand break repair involved in meiotic recombination. Lineage: Eukaryota; Metazoa; Echinodermata; Asteroidea; Valvatida; Asterinidae. The record is from RefSeq and is a predicted model, not a curated record. The coding region runs from base 1 to 5043 and encodes 1680 amino acids.
AUGAAUAGCGAGAAGCACUCAGAUCUCCAGCUCCUUGUAGAUGCCACCAACAACCAAGCCAAUAGCAUUGGGCUUGUUGUCAAUGCUAAAAAGACCGACAAUCUUACAGAAUGGAAAAUCUGGAACAGCAAGGAGAUGUCUCCUAGAUUUGACAACUCGAACAUGCUCAUCAAAUUUUCUUGCAACUGUGAAACCUGGCAACUUAGACGAGCCAAGAGAAAGAGCUGGAUGAUCUUGACACAAGAGCCCUUUAUCACCAUGGCAACAGGAGGGGGAGUGGUCCCAGGAACCUCUUACACCAUCGGUGGGGUGAAGGUGGAGUUCCCAUGCAAGGCUUACCCAACACAGCUCUCAAUGAUGUCUAUGAUCAUCAAGGGGAUUGAACGACGACAGAACAGUUUGUUAGAAAGUCCGACAGGCAGCGGUAAAAGCUUGGCUCUGCUGUGUUCCUGUCUGGCAUGGCAACAGAAUGAAUAUAAAAAACGCAACGAAGAAGACAUUGAGGCAGGUAUUUUUGAGCAAAACGAGUGCCAAGGGAGUUUUGUCUGUACUUGUGAUUGUAGCAAGACAUCACCUCAACAGUCAGCCAAACCGUGUACAAUUACUUCACCCCCUGUUGAGAAUGAGUCUGCUCCAGCUGCAGCACACCCGUCCAGCAACAAUGGAACUUGCCAACCCGCGAACUCAAACGGUAGUUGUUGCAGUCAAGAAAAAGCUCCAAGCACUUCAAAAACUGAAGUUAUAGUGAUAGAUGAUGAUGAUGAUACUGAUUUUCAGCCAAGCAAGAAGAGAUAUCGAACACCAGGAGCUAGCGGGGGAGUAUGUAAGAAGAGCAAAGGUACCAAGGGCGUUGUCUUUGAAGAUCCUGCGGAUGAGAGUCCCCCUGAUGCUAAGACCAACCCUCACACACAAGCUCACUGGCAGAUGAAACUCAAGACAGAAUCAGUCAGUGAGGAUUCUGCAAAGUCGUCUUGUCCGUGUCCCUGUCAUUCUUCAAAGGUCAAGGACCUAGAAGGCAAGCAGAAAGAUACCUACAAAUGUAGAAAAAUCCCUAAGAUUUACUUCGGCACACGAACUCACAAGCAGAUUGCUCAGAUUGUGAGAGAACUCGGCAGAACAGCCUACAAGGACGUUCCCAUGUGCAUACUUGGUAGUAGGGAGUAUACAUGCGUCCACCCAGAUGUAUCAAGGAGUUUCAAUAAAAACGAUGGCUGCAAAGAAUUGCUGGAUGGACGAAAUGGUCGUUCCUGUAGAUACUACAACGGAGCCCACAAGAUGAAGAACCAGUGGCAGCUCAGGGACCGUGGUCUGACUGAGGCGUGGGAUAUUGAAGACCUGGUCUCACUAGGCAAGAAAAUCAAGGCGUGUCCAUAUUUUGCAGUGCGUUCUCUCAAAGAUGAAGCAGACAUCAUCUUCUGUCCAUACAACUACCUGAUUGAUCCAAUGAUCCGAAUGACGAUGGAUAUUAACAUGAAGAAUCAGAUUGUUGUCUUAGACGAGGCCCAUAAUAUCGAGGACUCAGCGAGAGAUGCUGCUAGCUGCAGUGUGACUGCUGACCAGCUAGAAGAGACAGUAGCUGAGCUAGAUAACCAUAUUAAACAGGAGUGGAGAGAAUACCAUUGUAGAGUCAUGCACACAGUGAGUGCAGCGUUGCUAGAGUGGGUGCAGAGUCAUUCCACUAAACUAACACAGCGUGACUUUGAGAGAGCAUUGCAUGUGUGGUCAGGAGCAGAGAUAGUCAAAGUCCUGUCUGAGUUGGGUAUCACCAAGGAUACACUGGCAUCAUUUCAGCAUCACCUGGCAGCCAUUGUGGAAGAAGCCGAGCCUAUAAAGAAGGAACAAGAGAACGGUGUGAUCCUCAGCUCUAUUGCUAGCAUGACAUUAAAGGGGCUCUUCCUGAUAUUUGGGUUUCUCUUCAAGGAUGAGAUGAAGUACAUGAAAGACUUCAAGGUGGCCAUUGUGAGGACUGCAGCAAAAAGUAACCGAUUCCACAAGACAGAUAAUCGCUGGAUAAGCAAAAGAAGAUCUUCAGACCAGUCUCAGACACUGACUCUGAAUUUCUGGUGUCUUAACCCUGCAGUUGCGUUCACUGAUUUUGGUGAGGAAGUGCGUUCCAUUAUCCUGACUUCAGGCACCUUAUCACCCAUGUCUUCAUUCCAGUCUGAGCUGGGGGUGGCGUUCCCUAUCCAACUUGAAGCUAACCAUGUUGUACAUACAUCACAGGUUUGGGUGGGAACAGUUGCCAUAGGAACCAAUGGAGGCUCACUGAAUGGCAGCUACAAAAACGCAGAGACGUACAGUUUCCAGGAUGAGAUAGGCUUACUGCUCCUGCAGGUUUGUCAAGUGGUACCCUAUGGUGUCUUGUGUUUCCUACCGUCCUAUGGAAUGAUGAGCAAGCUGUCACAGAGAUGGAAGAACACGGGCCUGUGGGAUCAACUUGAGAAGGUCAAAGUGGUGAUGUCUGAGGCACGGGGAGCAGAUAAGGUCAACUUUGAUGAGCAUCUGAGAGAGUUCUAUGAAGUCAUCAAGGACAGUGAGAAUACAGAUAUUGAGAACCAAUCAGUGACAGGGGCUGUGUUUUUGGCCGUCUGCCGGGGUAAAGUCAGCGAAGGGAUGGACUUUGCUGAUAACAAUGCAAGAGCUGUCAUGACUAUUGGCAUCCCAUUUCCAAGCAUCAAAGAUACACAAGUGGAACUGAAGCGUCAGUAUAAUGACCAGUAUUCAUCAUCUCGAGGUCUACUUACUGGCAGCGAAUGGUACGAGAUACAGGCCUACAGGGCUAUCAACCAGGCACUGGGCCGAUGCAUCAGACACAAGAGAGAUUGGGGUGCCCUUAUCUUGGUGGAUGAUCGGUUUGGUAGAAAUCCUAAGAAGUACAUCACAGGUCUUUCCAAGUGGGUGAGAGGCAAAGUGGUACAUCACACUCACGCUAGGAAUGCCCUGGCUUCACUGGACGAGUUUGCUAAGGCCAGGCAACUCAGUCCAUGUCCCCAGUUGCCAAGUUUGUCCAUGUGUGCUUCUCCAUCACUCAAUGAGUCCCUCAAUGCCACAUUCACUCCUACCAAAGACCCCCCUGCUACACCCAUGACCCCAGCUCCAUCCACCCCUAUGUCUACCCAGACCUUCAACCACAAUGAAAGUGGGAUGGCCAACGUGCUGAAAGCCAUGGCGCUGCACUCCCAGCAGAGCCAGGCCCUGGCCACGCCCAAUCUGACCACACCCACCCCAAUGAGGUUCUUCAGCUCUGCAGCCACGCCCAGCACACCAUUUGCCUUUGGUAGCAGUGCCACGGUUACAAAACCAUUGAAUACAGCGCAAACGAUGGAUACCAAUCAGAGACUGGUGCUCGGUCCUCAGUACUGGAUUGGUCCCAAUAACGAGAUGGUUCCCCUACAACCUCACCCAGUUGUCCCUUCAACUCCUGUACCGGGUCGGUUGCUUGAGGAAGUCGAUAAGUCUGGCAAGAAAAUCAUCAAACUUGUCCUUGGAAAUCAAGGAAGUAUCAUUCCAGUGCAAAACCAAAUACCAUUGAGCAACCAUGGGCAGAAUAUCCCCCCUCUUAGUACUGUGGUAUCUUCCUCAACGAGUGCUGCAUCUAUACCUUCAGUUGAGACUACUUCAGUUGCUAAGGGAGAAACUCCAACUAAAAGUAACUCGACCGUACGUCUUCAAAGUGAUGCCUCAUUGAAGGAAGGCAUCGGAAAACUGGAGGUUGACAACAAGUCAAGUCAAGAAAAUUCUACUGCAUUGAGUUUGAAGCCUGGAAACACACCCUGGAAAAGAACAGGCAGCUCUCUUUCCCCUGAGACUGUGAAUCAGCAAGAAUUUAAUGAUGUCAAGACUCCAAGAGGAAAGUUGGACUUUGAAGAAGUGGUGAACGGUUUGCCUGGCCAAGGGAACACAGACAACGGCAAACUGGAUCCUUCUGAGGUUGUCAAUCCAAGGAAGGAAGCAUCGCAAAAAGAUUCUGAUCAUCAAAUGGAGGCCUAUCGCACAGAGUACGACAAUACCCCCUUGCUCUUUGAUUCAGAUGACGAAGGUGUUGAAGACAGGUCACCCUGCCCAAAGGUCACCAACAGAGGGCCCCCAAACACCAACUGUAUGUCAUCAAAGAGAGAAGUAAAGGAGGAUAAUUUGAAAGAGAAUAAUGAGGAUGUCAGUGGAAUUCAACAGCUUAGACAUGUUAGACAAGCCACUCCAGUCAAGAACCUGAAAUCCUCAGACACCAACUUGAAAACGCCAAAUUCCAAGAAUUUGGCCAAUCAGAAUCAUGCUUCAGCAAAGAAGGCAAAAGCUACAAAUCUGGGCUCUGAGGAGGGGGGUCAUCAGGGGAGGCAGACCAGAUCGCGGGACAAGAUGUUGCUGAGACGGUCGUCCAGGAGUAGAAGGAGAAGUGAAGAUGUCAAGGAUGAUGUAGGCCAGGGUGAUUUCCUAGACGACAUAGCUCAUAAUGGGAAUAACCAGAAGCAGAACUGUGACGAGGCACUUUGCAGAUUUGGCCUCUUCUGUGCAACUUGCAACUGUUGUUUUACAGAAAAUCUUGAUGAAGUAAGCCGUGUCUCUGACGGCAAAACCAUCAAAGGCUUUUCCUACCUUGGCAGCCAGGCCAAGCUGACCAACUCAAGAACAAGAAAACUGAGUCAUGCUGUGGGGAAGUUCUGUCAGUGCCCGGAGAGAGUCAAUACUGCAGAGGGGAGGGAAAAACACCCACAGGUUGAUGGCAGGUUCUACCGCAUCUCAGCCGUCUCUGGCCUGAAAAACAUCUCAACCGAGAUAGAAAACUCACUGCGUUCACAACGAGAUUUUGCUCUGAAUGCUCACUGGAGUGAAAAAGAUCAGUGCUGCUACCAGCCAAUCAUGUGUGCCGUAUGUCAGACCAGGAGGAAUGUAACCCCUGCUGUGAUUGGCUACAAGUUGGUUGCCAUUGGACAGCACCAUGACAACAGCGUUUCCCCAGGCCAAGUCUGGCUCUUUCCAAAAGACGUUACCCACUGCCGACGUUUCACUACAAAGAAUGAAAGUGAUUGUGAACUUCAGAAGUAGCCACCUUCACCUGUCCAAAGUCCAGGUAAAUCCCAGGGACGUUCUCUUUAGCUCAGCCCAAGACAAUGCCUGACCAGAACUUACAGCAAGGCUCCUAAAACUGUAGGUUUUGGCCUAAGGAUGGAAGCAGUAUAUACUUGUAGGAACAUUUCAGACUCUUAAUUCCUGUUUAGAAAAAUGGGAAAAGUCAACAUUUUUGAUGAGUUCAAAGUUUCCAUCCAAAUGUGGGAGUCAUUUCAUCUCUGUUCCAGUUUCCACGUGAAGCUCCUUGAGGGUCAGGAUUAUCUGUCGCCAUUGUGAGUGUGGGGAAUUGUUCAUGGCAUUUUGCUCAGCUGUGCCAAAGCUAACUUGUAAUCUAGUCGAUCACAAGUCAGGUUGCGAUCGCGAGUAACAGGGAUUGAACCACGACAAAGGAAUGUCAUUGUUACAUCUCAUUUGAAUGGCUUGUGACUUGCCUGGAGACAUAAGGAUUUGUGAUUGACUGGUCAUGGACUUUUGGUGAUUUGUGACAAUUUUCAUUACAACGCUAUGCCAAAGUUGUCACCAGCCCUUUAUCCAUGAAACAUGUAUUCUUUAUUGGACUGAUUAGCGUUGCAAAGGGUGACGGUAUAUGUUUGCUUGCACAUGGGUAGUUUGUGUAGUGCAAAUUGUCCUACAGUGCAGCCCAACUUACACCUUCUCUGCAUAUUUCCAGUCUUGUAUUCUUACUUGUAUGAAGAAUGUUUCCACCCAGUAGUGACCUGUCGCCACAACAUCAGCAUAAAGUAGGACUUUUUCAGAAUUGAGAUAUUUGUAUAUCUGGUUUCUGCAGAACAAGUGUUUUUGUAAAUUAGGUAGGUUUGAAAGUGUCCUUAAUUAUUUGUACUACCGGUAGGUAUGUUUAACUCAAAGGAAUAUCGCGUGAACGUAGGUCCCUUUUUGAUAAUUCGGAUGUUGAUCAAAUGUUUUGGAAAAUCUGUAAACUGAUUUAGAAUUGUUUUCAUUCAAUGUUUAAAUGUGUAAAUGUCACAUUUUUAUCUAUAACAUUUGGGAGUAGUAAGUUCAAAAGAAUCAAAGUUGAAGGAUAUCUGGAUUCUGCAGAACAAGAUUUUUCUAAUGGUAUAUGACAUUUGAGUUUUCAAGAAAAUUACAUUGAAAGUGAGUUGAAGUAAAAGUAAGUUUUGAGAAAAUGGCAUUUAAAAGUCCUGCUGUUACAGUGAAUGAACAGUCAACAAAUAAAACAGAAUGAAAAUAGGUUUUUAAAGAUACUUGAUAGAACACCAACAAAAAAUUGGGCAAAGGUAGAAUUACAAUAAUUGUAUACGAGUGAUGCGUAAAAGAUACUCAUCAAUAGGGGGAAGGUUGCAGUUACACAAUGUAAAACGAACGCUCUUUUGUGCGUUUGUGUGGUUCUGAGACGACACGGUUGGAAACUCAACAUUUGCUCUGUCUAUCGUCAAGAACGGAAUGUCCAAAUUCCAAAAGGGAAGAGUUUUUGCCAGAUCUCAGGUCCACACAGACUCAUAAAGGACAUUUCUUUCACAUGGUUCAACUGCAAACUCAGUUUUACUCUCUUAAUUUCAAAGAAUGAAUAUAUGCACUCUGUUCAAGUAACAUUUACUUGAACUGAAACUGAGGAGUGGAGGAUUUAGAGUAAAAUUGAAUCUAGAUUUAGUUUCCUCUGCAGCAAUACUUGAUGAGUUUUUUACUGUAAUUCCUUUGGUCCCUGGUUUUCACUUGAAGUAAGAGAGUAGUAGUGGACGCAACAGGACACACAGCAUGUGCGUACUUUACUGUAGUGGACUUCCUGAAUAUGCCAAAGCUAUUUAUAGCCACAGCUUCUUCGUGUGAGCAUCAAGCGUCGUCAGUACGUGAAUACAUUCAAAUUUAACUUGCGAUGGUCUCCCAGACUAAUCCACGCCCCAACAACUUUGAAACAUUCGAAAUACGCAGUGGAUGGACCGGGAACCAGUCUAGGUCCCCCCCCCAACUCUCCUUAUCUGGCCGUUGAAGGGGUGCUUGUGUGCACGGAGCCCAUAGCUGACUUCACCAUGCAAACCUUUUGAUCCUAUCUGAUACCAUGGUCAUAUUGGCUUUGCUAAAUACGUCUUAGUAUUUUGUUAUUUUUUUUUACUGCCAAAAAUUUGAUGUUCAUCAUCAAAUUGUGAAUAUCAGCAGAAGUUUUGAAAUCUACUCUCCUUAAAAGCCUUGUUGAUUGCCUCACCUAUUUCCUCGCACAACCACAGUUUUUAAAUUUAAAUGCUUGUUAUGCCAGCUUGACUGAACCAAGUUUAUUACAGCACAGCAGUAUUUGUCUCAUUACAGCAGUUGAUAUGGCUAGCACAGCCAGAAUAAGUAGCCAUUAUAAUGGCAUACGUUUUCCUCCUGUAUCAAAAUUGCUGUUUACUGCCUUCUAAAUCGCUCUUGUGGGAAACAAAAACAUAAACUCUAGUGGUGCUUGUAAGAGAUGGUUCAUAUGGAUUGGUUUUAGAUCUCCUUGUCAAUUUUUUUUUAUUACUGCCACAGAACGUAUGGUUUUGCAAAGCCAACAUCGUUUUAACAAAGGGUCAUAAAAUACACCCUUAGCCUGUUAGGCAAUUCAGCAUCAUCAGUGCAUAUCAUGAUAUUCAAAUGUCGGAAAUUUGUGUCCGUUUAUAUGCUUGUUUUUUUCUUUUUCUUGAUGUAAAAUUACUUAACAAAAUUGCAUAACAAAUGAAGUAACUUUAAUUUUAAAAUUAAUAUUUGGUACAAGAUAUCAGUAGGCCUUUUUUUAUGGGGCAACAAAACCGUCGUCCCCACCAGGCUCCCAUAAGAAAGCACACACGUAAACAAAGUGUGACAUCAUCAGUAUCAUCAGGCUUAUUGUGGUACCUGUUGCCAUAUCAGAUUUAAACUGUCUAGUCAAUGUAGGCAAGUUCAGUUGUUGAGUGGUAAGAUUUCUGCGCUAGUAAGCAGGUUGUUGGUUCAAGUCCAACCCAAGUAAACAUUGUUGUUCUUCUUACAAGCUCCUGAACAGGUUUGAGUGUACAGUGCUUAUCAAAUUAAAAUCACACGUGUGAGGGCAAAACCUGGCGUUUGCAGUCGGGCAACACCGCAGGUCCACUGUUACCUCCAAUUGAGAUUUGCGUUUUACCCAAAUGUGUAUUUCCAUGGGAAUCAACUGUUUAUUAGACAUGAAAAGGUCCACUUUAUGGUAAAAACGACCCUCCCCUUCCACCAAGCUUGCUACUGCCCUGCCAGCUCACAUCUCCUGAUGCGAAAUUCAAAAAUAGGAGCAAAAACUCAAAUUGUUCAGUGGUACUUCAAAUAAUUUCUUAAGUUUUUCUUUCAUGAAACAGUGGUUUCAUUUUUUUUUUUAGAAUUAGAACUGUAGGUAUUCAAAUUCUAAACCAUUGUCAAAAUCACAAUUGGAACAUAACUUUCAGUGCCAACUUUAAUCAAAUAGUUAUAGUAGUUAUAAUUGUGAUCUUCAUGACAAUCAAAAUACUAUCCUUGUUAUUUCCUGUUUUGAUGAUGCCUGAUGUGUGACUUACCACCCACUAUCCAACUAUCUUAUCCAACUUCUUUCUUGCUGUCGCUUUUGCAUCAGAGGGCCUUAAAAAUUCAGUGCUCUUGUGAUAAUAUAGUGUGUAUUAAUGAGAGAAGCAACAAACGAAUAACAACCCAUACCCAUCUCUACUGUAAGUAGCUGAGUACGCAUACUGCCCAUAUCAUAUCAUAUCAUGUCAAUCCCACAUGUAAGUUCAAAAGUGCUCACUUGCUCCCCCCCCCCCCCCCGAACCCCCUCCAAAUAAAAUGUCAGGUCAGGAAGGUGUCCUCAGUACCAGAAAUGUAGCAUGUCAGCAUGUACAAACAUUAAAGUAUGGAGAUUAUGGUUGCGAGAUCAUGGGGUAUAUCUGUAAUUUUGAUGUGAAUUUAACACUAGCAUAUUUUAUGCCAGUGUCCCUAUGGACUGUAUAUAAUAAUGGGACACGCCCCUUGUUUUGCAAGUGCACUUCAUCAGCAAUUCAAAUGUUUGUAUUUGCUAAGGCACAUGAGUUUUUGAACCUCAGAUUAAGCUCAAUUUGCACAUAAUCUGAAGAGGAAAAAAACAAAUUCUGGAAACUUUUGUUACUGAAGCAGUUGUUAAUCUUCAGCAAGGUGGCGUCACGGUUUUGCUCAUCAGUAGACCAUGGAAUUUGCAUCAGCAUUAAAAAAAAAAGCCUAAAAACUUGCAAUAGGCCUACAAAUAUUAAAAUAAAGUUUAAUGGGACACAUGCCACUAGUACAUCA